CGUUUAUUCAACUCGGAUACCAAAUCGGAGAAGAAAAGAAGUCGUCUGAAUCAAUUACGAAACAAAAAUUUUCCAGUUCGUGACGAGGAAUAAUUGACAAGAUGAAGGUUAAGGCGUCGGCUCCUGAGUUAAAGGGCAAGAUGCAAGCGGGCAAUCAGUCCAAGCUUCCUAGCGUGGCUAUUCAGCCACAGGAGAAUCAGCCACGCGGUACUAAGCGCGCACUGUCGGCUUCGAUCGUUAGCCAACCCCAGCCCACCUACGAGUUACCUGAUACAACCUCAGCACCCCAUGUGGCUAUUCACCCCCGUCCUUCUGGUCACCAAGCCAAGAAGCUGAAGGUUGGAUACCAGGCAUGUACACCUUGCCUUCAUCAUGCUCAUGAUGAUUCCGACGAGGAGAAGGUGAUUGAGAUUGUUGAUGCUAAGAAUGCUAAAGAGGCUACAACCACCACCCCGCCCUCGGGCCCCCCCAACACGGCCACGAUGUCAGCAACCGACCCGGCCCCGCACGGCUCCCUCCGCUCCCCUCCCGAGGGCAUUUAUUCCACCUUCGACGAACUCAUCGCCACCAUUCAACGCUACGCGAAGGAACAAGGAUUCGGCAUCGUUAAGCUCCGUGCCAGCAACUAUCGCGACAAAAAGCCCACUCGAUACGACCUUGUGUGCGACCGGGGCGGCGUGGUAUAUAAGAGCACCGCGAAAACCCGCAACCCGAGCACGCGAAAGAUCGAGUGUCCUUGGAAGGCCAAGGCAGUUUGUGAAGUUCAACUCCACAACCAGUGGCGCUUCCAAGUCCAAGUCGACCAACACAAUCACGAACCCCGCAUCAACAGCGGCAACCCGGGCCAAGAGAACACCCCGACCGCCCAGAGCAUCCGAAGUCUUACGAACAAGCUGGACCGCAUGAGUCACGAUAUGAACGUCGCUUUCGGUCGCAUCGAGUCGCGUCUAGACACCAUCGACAAGCGGUUAGAAUCCAUGGAGAGUCGUAUGUCCGCCGUCGAGGCGCGCGUGUCUAAUAUGGAGAAUCGAGGAACGGGCAUGGAAGUUCCUAUGGACAAUAUGGAGAUGACAGGAUCCAUGCUGGAUGGUCCCGUCAUGUAAAAUGACGACGACGACGCCAGCGCCUGGUAACUGCCCAUCGUAUAUCGACAAAAAUGUGACGAUGCAUCGUCUAUAACUCGUCUAC
Messenger RNA from Hypoxylon trugodes, 1188 nucleotides. RefSeq lists its product as uncharacterized. Bases 102 to 1103 code for a protein of 333 amino acids. The record is from RefSeq and is a predicted model, not a curated record. Lineage: Eukaryota; Fungi; Ascomycota; Sordariomycetes; Xylariales; Hypoxylaceae. The transcript has 2 exons.